AUGGAGUUGAGUGAUGUCAGUGAAGUUAAGAAGAUAAGUGAAGUAACAACCAAUGUUGCUGCCGCCUCAGUGGAACGGCUGGAAAACAAGCUUGAGGGGCUGGCAUACAGUGCACCUCCCCAACCACCCCUUCCAGACUUUAGAGUCUCCGACGACUUUGCCUUCAGUAGGAUCAGAGUCGACUUUGCCGGACCGGUAUAUGUAAGGGAUGUCUACUCAAGAAGCAAAAGAAGUAACAAGACGUACAUCGCAAUUUUCACUUGCGCAUCAUCUCACGCGAUUCACCUCGAGAUUGUGCCAGAUCUGUCAACAUCUUCAUUUGUGAGAUGCUUUAAGCGGUUCAUUUUCAGAAGGGGACUGCCACAGUUCGUCAUCUCAGAUAAUGGAAAGACCUUCAAGGGUUCAAGUUUGAAGACCUUUCUCAUGGAAAAUGGCGUAACUUGGAAGUUUAACGUUCCACACGCCCCAUGGUGGGGCGGGUUCUUUGAGCUUAUGGUACGUUCUGUGAAACGUUGCCUCAAGAAGACGCUUGGGGCAUCGCGAGUUGCCUACGAAGAAUUUGAGACAACAUUGGUAGAAGUCGAGGGUAUUCUCAAUUCCUGGCCACUGACCUACGUCACUGAAGACUUCGAAGAACCACUCACACCGUCUUCACUAUGCAUUGGACGUAGACUACUCAGUCCGACAGGAAACCCUCAAGUCGUUGGAGCACAGGGUAAUUUGGCACCAUUGUCAAGGCGCCAAAGGUACCUGGACACGGUUUUGAAACACUUCUGGAAUCGUUGGCGCAAGGAAUACCUCGCGGAGCUUCGAGAACACCAUCGUGGUGUUGGUGGAACAACUGAGCUGGAGUGCAUAGACGGUGGUUCCUCUGGAUCAGGGGUGCUUUUACCCUCCAUCUGGCUCAGGGUCAACUGCUUAGAUACUGCUGGUGGUGCAGUUAGCUCAGACACAGAAGAUGUCGAUUCAAUUUUAUCAGUCGACUGA
Messenger RNA from Orbicella faveolata, 987 nucleotides. RefSeq lists its product as uncharacterized. NCBI's taxonomy places the organism in Eukaryota, Metazoa, Cnidaria, Anthozoa, Scleractinia, Merulinidae. The record is from RefSeq and is a predicted model, not a curated record.